Molecule: messenger RNA, 2195 nt
Organism: Carya illinoinensis
Lineage: Eukaryota; Viridiplantae; Streptophyta; Magnoliopsida; Fagales; Juglandaceae
Product: protein JINGUBANG-like
Exons: 1
Coding region: 558-2054 (498 amino acids)
Molecular function (GO): protein binding
Source: RefSeq, a predicted model, not a curated record
UUUCCUUGUACAAAUAGAAGUUUCAAUAUCUUUCGUCUUCGGCUCUUCUUCUUAGAGUCUUCAAACGUCAGUUUGAUCUGUAAAACCAAACAAACUCCGGUGCCUGAUUGUCUUGAGGAACCGGACACUGUUUGUCCCACCGGAGACUCGUAAUUCCCCAGCUUUCUGCCUGUCCAACGGCCAGGUUGCACAUCGGAGUGGCCUGAUGUGAUUAGGAAUUCCAGCAAUCACAAAGUUACUGCAGAGAAAAAGAGUGUUGUUUACAAGAAUAAAACCUUAACCGCACAAAAGCACCUACCUAACCGCCCAACAGAAAUUUCUCGUAUCAGAAAUUCCUACCUCCCCUAUCUCUCUCUCUCUCUGGCCAUCGCUAUCAGCUGUUCUUUAUUCUUCAAGCUUUCGGUUUUCUUAAUGCCUGGUUUUCCUCUUUAUUCUUUUUAGUGUGUGUAUAUAUAUAUAUAUAUGAAUACACACAUAUAUACACACUAGUGUCAUACAAGAAUCCACAUUUUUCUUGUUAUUGUUCUUUUUGUGUAAUAUAUACAUACUGGUGAGAGAUGUAUAAACUGAGAAGCACGUCAAGAGGGCGCCGAAUAUUCUCGGAUCAAGAGGGAAACAAACGUGGGAAAAAAUUUGGCAGGCUUAAGAAUCCGGAUAAUCCGGAUGAUGGCUGUGAUCAGGAGGAGGGCGGUGAUCGCUAUAAUAUUAGUCGUCCGAGCAGGAGCAGCAACGCUUCGGUCCAGUCGGAGAGUUCUCCGGCUCCUGACUACGACGUCACCGACCCUCUAAUGGUGUUGGACAACAGUACUUCUGGUGCUUACGAGCCUUCGACGACGUCCACGUCUCCUUUAACCGAGUCCCCAUGGUCAUGCCACAUGUGGUCUCCUCAUCCUGAUCAUGAUCAGCAUAAUCCUUCCUCAGAUGUCUCGGGCAACGCACUUCUCGGCUCGCUGGUCCGGGAAGAAGGCCAUAUAUACUCAAUGGCAGCCGCAGGGGACUUGUUGUAUACUGGGUCCGAUAGCAAGAACAUCCGGGUCUGGAAGAAUCAACGACAGUUUUCUGGGUUCAAAUCGGAUAGCGGGUUGGUUAAAGCAAUAGUCAUUGCUGGGAAGAGGAUCUUUACGGGUCAUCAAGACGGGAGGAUCCGAGUGUGGAAGAUAUCAUCGAAGAAUCCAAGCGUUCACAAGCGUGUAGGGACGCUUCCAACCGUGGGAGAUUAUCUCAAAAGCUCGAUGAAACCAAAGAACUACGUGGAAGUGAGGCGUCACCGCAGCGUAGUAUGGAUCAAACACUAUGAUGCCAUCUCGUGCCUUAGCUUGAGCGAAGAUAGAUCUCUACUCUAUUCAGCUUCUUGGGACAAGACUUUCAAAGUCUGGCGAAUCUCAGACUCCAAGUGCUUGGAAUCAAUCAAUGCUCAUGACGACGCCGUGAAUACCUUGGUAGCGGGUUUUGACGGCUUAGUGUUCACUGGCUCUGCCGAUGGUACCAUCAAGGUUUGGCGCAGAGAGGUACAAGGGAAGGGAACGAAGCAUUUCUUUUCACAAACGUUGUUGAAGCAAGAGUGCGCGGUGACAGCAUUGGUUGUUGAUCCUGAAGGCACCUUAGUUUACAGCGGCUCAUCGGACGGGCUUGUUAACUACUGGGAGCGCGAGAACUCUCUUUCGCACGGCGGGGUAUUGAAAGGCCAUAAACUGGCAGUUUUGUGCUUAGCCACGGCUGGGAAGCUUGUAUUAAGCGGAUCAGCAGACAUGGGGAUAUGUGUGUGGAAGAGAACGACGAGAUUGGAGGGAUCAGAGCACACAUGCUUGUCGGUGUUGACGGGUCAUACCGGGCCGGUCAAGUGUUUGGUCGUGGGAAAGGAUCACAAAUCAACGGCCAAGGAGCAGCAGCGGUGGAUUUUGUACAGUGGCAGUUUGGACGAGUCCGUGAAGGUGUGGAAGGUUUCGGAGGAAGGGCCAAUAACCAUGGAACAGAAUAUUGAUAAUCAAGUACGGCACAACGGUACUCCGGUGCUCCCUUUGAAGUCAGCCCCAAGCUUCUCCAACCGCGCAUGAUGGUAUUUGAAGUACGUACGUGUAAAGUACCUACUGUGUGAAUUUGAUAUCCGAUAUUGUCCCCAUGCAAUGCAUGCAUGCUGUCACAUAAGACUGGCUUAGCUAGCAGCUUCACAAUAUAUUUGAUUCGUUUUUUUUUUU